GGAUUUCACCUUGUCGCUUAUUGUGAAGGUCACGCUAGCAAGUAUUUGGUUAAGUUCUCGCAGAGAGCAGAACAAUUCGCAAGUAUUUAUCAGAGAAUUGUCAGCAAGGCAGUCUGAGAAUCAUGGGUCGUAAAUUUUUCGUUGGUGGUAACUGGAAGAUGAAUGGAGUGAAAAAGGAAAUAGACGAAAUCGUCGCAUUUCUAAAGACCGGCCCCCUCGACCCGAAUGUCGAGGUCGUUGUUGGUGUACCUGCCAUUUACCUGAAUUAUGCCAAGAGUAUAUUACCUGCCAACGUACAAGUCAGUGCACAGAACAGUUACAAGGUAGCUAAAGGUGCUUUUACUGGAGAAAUUAGCCCUGCGAUGCUUGUGGACAAUGAGAUCCCUUGGGUAAUCCUAGGACACUCUGAACGUCGAAACGUGUUUGGCGAGUCAGAUGAACUCAUUUCUGAAAAGAUUGCUCAUGCCCUUGAAGCUGGUGUAAAGGUGAUUGCCUGUAUCGGAGAGAAACUGGACGAACGUGAAGCUGGAAAGACUGAAGAAGUUGUGUUCAGGCAGACUAAGGCGAUUGCGGAUAAAAUUAAAUCCUGGGACAAUGUUGUACUCGCUUACGAACCAGUAUGGGCCAUCGGUACAGGAAAAACAGCAACGCCUCAACAAGCUCAGGAGGUGCAUGACAAACUUAGGCAAUGGUUAUCAACGACUGUUAAUCCUGCUGUCUCUGAAUCUCUGAGGAUUAUUUACGGUGGUUCUGUGACAGCAGGAAACGCCAAAGAGCUAGCUAAGGAAAAAGAUAUCGAUGGCUUUUUGGUCGGCGGUGCUUCUCUGAAGCCAGAUUUCGUACAAAUAGUUAACGCUAAGCAAUAGACCUAAGUUGAUAAGUUUAUUGUGUUGGUUGUUACUACUAUUAAUAAAUGUGAUUAUUGUUACUCUAUGAACGAAUGUGUAAUACAUAUAUAGAAAUUUACUCAGCGUUGGAGUAAAUGGGUACAACAACAAUAAUAAUAAUUCAGUCAUAAACAUCUGGUUCAAUUACUAAAUAUAUUUAUCAUUUUGUUUAUUGUAUUAGUGAAUAUUAUAAAUUACAUUACAUCAG
This is a messenger RNA of Neodiprion fabricii, 1095 nucleotides long. It is a transcript of the gene Tpi, whose product is annotated as triosephosphate isomerase. NCBI's taxonomy places the organism in Eukaryota, Metazoa, Arthropoda, Insecta, Hymenoptera, Diprionidae. Bases 123 to 866 code for a protein of 247 amino acids. The transcript is spliced from 3 exons. Gene Ontology annotation, biological process: glyceraldehyde-3-phosphate biosynthetic process; glycerol catabolic process; gluconeogenesis. Gene Ontology annotation, molecular function: triose-phosphate isomerase activity. Gene Ontology annotation, cellular component: cytosol. The record is from RefSeq and is a predicted model, not a curated record.